GUUGUCUGACCAUGACCAGCACCAACUAUGCGCUGGCUUCUACAGACACAGCCACCGGCUAGUUGCCAUGGUGACCGGGUUGUGUACAGAAAGUCUCCCCGGCAUCCUCCACCGCUGUUGUUGCGCCCCGUCUGAGCCGUCUGCCUGAGAUAUCGCGAGUUCUCCUGAGGAGGGUUGUGACGCCCGGGUCAGCUGAUUCCGAUGAUCGCAGCCAGGGAGGAAGAUGGCGGGUGGGGUGACUGUAGGAGGGGCGUGGGGCAGAAGGCGGUGAGGAGGAGAACAUGGUAGACAGUAUGGAGCACAUCUCCAUCCCCAAGGUAGAAAAUGUUAAAUUACUUGACAGAUACACAAACAAGAGACCUGCCAAUGGUACCCUAUAUCUGACUGCCACUCACCUUAUUUAUGUUGAAGCUGCUUCUGGUGCGCGCAAGGAAACAUGGAUUGCCCACCACCACAUUGCCUCUGUGGAGAAACAACCUCUCAGCACAACAGGUUGUCCACUCCUUAUUCACUGCAAGAAUUUCCGAGUGGCUCAUUUUGUCAUUCUGCGGGAGCGGGACUGUCACGAGGUUUACACCUCACUGGUCAAGCUCUCACAGCCAGCAAAAUAUGAAGAACUAUAUGCCUUCUCCUACAAUCCCAAAUCUGAUCAAGAUGAACGACUGAUGGGAUGGAAGCUGAUUGAUCUGAAAUUGGAAUACAUGCGCAUGGGAAUCCCCAAUGACUACUGGAUACUGAGUGACAUUAACAGUGAUUUCAAGGUAUGCAGUACCUACCCAACUUGCCUGGUUGUACCCAAAGAAGCCUCUGAAUCGAUAAUAAUUGGAAGCUCAAAGUUCAGAAGCAGGGAGCGGUUUCCCGUGCUAUCUUACUAUUACAAAGACAAUAAUGCAGUGAUUUGCAGAUGUAGUCAGCCUCUUUCUGGCUUCAGUACUCGCUGCGUGGAAGAUGAGAAGAUGCUGAAGACAAUCGGCCAAGCCAACCCAGGCAGUCCCUUUAUGUAUGUUGUAGACACCAGGCCCAAGUUAAAUGCCAUGGCCAACAGAGCUGCGGGGAAGGGGUAUGAAAAUGAAGACAAUUACCCUAAUAUACACUUCCAGUUUAUUGGGAUCGAGAAUAUCCAUGUAAUGCGAGGAAGCCUGCAGAAGCUAUUAGAGGCAUGUGAAUUGAAAAACCCAUCCAUGAGUAGUUUCCUUACGGUCCUUGAGAACUCUGGCUGGCUGCGGCACAUUAAAGCUAUAUUGGAUGCUUCAGAUUUUUUAGCCAAGGCAGUGAGAGAUGAUAAUGCAAGUGUGCUGGUGCACUGCUCCGAUGGAUGGGACCGCACAGCACAAGUGUGCUCUCUGGCUGGCAUUCUCCUUGAUCCGUUUUACAGAACUAUUAAAGGCUUCAUGGUACUAAUUGAAAAAGAAUGGGUAUGCCUGGGACAUAAAUUCACUCAAAGAUGUGGUCAUUUAGAUGUUGAUCCUAAAGAAGUAUCGCCCGUCUUCACGCAGUUUGUGGAGUGUGUGUGGCAUCUGAUGGAGCAGUUCCCGUGUGCCUUUGAAUUCAGUGAGAAAUAUCUAUUAGAAAUUCAUGAUCAUGUCUUCUCCUGUCAGUUUGGAAACUUUCUCGGUAAUUCCCAGAAGGAACGCCAGGAGCUCAAAGUAUAUGAAAGUACUCAUUCAUUGUGGCCAUUCCUUUUGCAACGGAAGAAUGAGUUUGUGAACCCAUUGUAUAUCCCGAAUGCAUAUAAAACACUCCAGCCAAGUACACUCCCAGUCUGCUUCAAGUUCUGGUGUGGAAUGUACAACCGUUUUGACCAGGGAAUGCACCCAAGGCAGUCUGUCCUGGAUUACUUGCUUGAGUGCAUCAACAGAAAGGCUACUUUGGAAACAAGUGAAGCUGCUAUGGAGGAGAAACUUCAUGAGCAAGACGGACCCAUUGAAGAUACUUGCACAUUACUUCCCAAUCAUUCUGAAGCUAUACCAGUAGUGGAAGAACAAGCAGAUAAAUUGAUUCCAGAAGGUGGGGAAGGAAACCUUCAUCUCUCCAAUGGCUCCAUGGCAAAUGGUGACCAUGUUGUGUGUCUAAGGAAUGAAAUCAAAACAGCGCAAAUGGGGAGUAAUAGCCAUUACCUGGCUGACCAUAAUGUGCGGCCUUCUGCUGAGACGAGUAGAGCUGGUACUACCAUUUUACCAUAAUAAUUUCCAUAAGGGAUGUGAAGAACAUUUAUAGCUGAAUCACCUGUUGGGAAAGGGAAAAACUGUCUUACAUUCAAACUGAAUGCGCUUUGGUGGCAGUUGCCAUGUAUUGUCUGAACUGAAGGUGUACAUUUGGAGUAGCCAUUGGUCCCAUCAAGACCAUGUGACAAAUCUACUUCUAACUAAACCAUCAUAACAUGAUCGACAUUUAUUCAUUUUAAUGUUGUUACAGAUGCAACACAUUUGUACCAUUAUUUAUUUGCAGUAUUCUGUAGGAAUUAUGGUUAAGUCAUAUGGUAGAUAGGAUCUAAACAGCUAUUGUAAUACAGUAAGAAGCAACAUCCCAUUUCACAGCUUGUCACUAGCCAAUCACUGGUGUUAUUUAUCCGUCAAGUCAACAUUCUUCACUCUGUCCUUUGCCAAAUUGGUAAAUAUUACUUAAUAAAUUAUUAACCUGUGGCAUCAAAGAGGUUAAUGAGUAGCCUCAUCCUUCACUUUUUUUGUGAACUUUGGUGCUGGAGGCAAUUUUUAAUUUGUUUAUAUGUAUAUUGCAGUAUUUAUAUAAAAGCAUGAUGACUCUGAUCAAGUGGACAAAAAUGCACACAUCCAACUAAGGUCAAGGAAACCGUGAACUGAAACCAAGACUGUAGAUACAGGUUAUAAAUACCUCUAACAUCAUCAUACACUGCAUACACUGUUCCAGUAAUACUUUAUUAUUUCAACAGAUUGCACUGUUACCUAGCAUCACUAGAACUUGGUUGUCAAUCUUCCUGUUUUAACAAUAAACUUCUUUUUUUUUUUUUUUUUUUUAUAUAAAGGUUUGUCACUUAAUUAUUUUUGCUAUGUCUAAAAAAUCACAAAAAUGUUAAAUGCUCAAGAGAAUUACUUUGGCAAUAAAGAACAGCUGCUGUUUAAAACUAAUAUGAACAGAGCUACAGCUUUCCGUAAUAGAAGAUGCUCGGAUAAAUAUUUGAAAGCCCUCCCAAAUUCCUGUGCAUAAUUGGGAUAAUUCUGACUACAUUAUGAAAGAUGAAAUUGUGUCACCAAUAAAUGGUGUUCUUGGAGCUGCAACAACAAAUUGUAAUUCCUUUAAUUUUCUUAAUUAUUUCAAGUUCUAGAACAUGCCAUGUGACUUAUCCUUGUUUGUGUAAAGGGAAAUUGUAUUAGCUAUAUAUAGACUGUAAAUAUAUGUUCUGUGCAAUGUCUUGCAGAACUUUGUUCCAAGGAAAGCUUUUUCGUAAUGAAAGUGGGUGCAAUUGUCUUGCGUAUGUAUUGCUGCUCAGUGGUAAUAGUCCUGCUCACCUCUAAGCAGGAAAGCAACAGGUCAGCUUUCAUGCAUACAGUAUGUGUAAUCGCAAUUAUACAGAGAAGGCAUGUUCUCUGCAUGCAGUGAGCAACGCUGGCAUGUUGUACUGAUGAUUAAAGGGAAUAAUUAGUGCUAAUAUUGAAUGUUAUCCAUUACAAUAAAUACAAUAUCAGGUUUGUUACAUUAAUGUUUCAAUACAAUACAUAUAAGAUGUGGUUCUUAGAAUGUAAAUGAAUAUUAGUAGACAAUAAAGAUGUACUUGCAGAUUAGUGUAACAUAUAUGUAUCUAGUCUAUGGCACUGUGUUUUACCUGUUGAUAGCUGUUCCUACUCCUUUGAUUAGAACAGGCAAUAAUUAUGCAAGGCGUUAGAAAACCUUGCCCUUUUUAUAAAAACUGUAAUGUAUACAUAAUGGACAACUGGUUAUAAACAGGUGUGCCCAUGUGUUAAAUGGGAUACCUGUGUUUGUGUUUUUUCUUUUUUCAUAAUGCAAGUGAAAUCUGUUAUGCUUUUUUUUUUUUUUCCCCCGUCAUUUAAACCAGUGGUUCUCAAUCUGUGUGCUGUAGCAUCCUGCGGUGCCUCGGGACACUUGCAGGGGUGCCCUGGGUUGGUGGUUCAGGACUAAUUCAAAUUAUUUAUGAUCAAUGUAAUAGGCAAAACCAGUGCUGGUGGCUGCUAAUCAUAAAUAUGUGGACAAACCAGGGAAUCCUGUCCCUCACCGCAUAACUGAGCCUAAGGAUCACACAUAAAAACAAAUUUAAUUAAUGUAAUAUUGUUUUUUAAAGUUAUUAGUAAGAAGCUUUUGGCAUAGUGGUGCUGUGAGAAAAAUUCUAAUACUCUGGGGCGCCGUGAUUCAAAAGAGUUUGGGAACCACUGUUUUAAACAAAAACUCCAUUACAGCUUCUAUGAAUGUUUGUGUGAUAGAUGGAACACACAGAUCAAUAAAAUGUGUUCUUGGCUUCUCUUGAAUGUAUUUACAGCUGUCUGUUAAAAAAUAAUAUGCUGUCAUUGAAACAAGGCUUUGUAUCUACUACAGUGGAGAUUUAAAAGUUUGUUAUAGUCUUAAUUGGUAGGAGGUCUGCGUUCACAGAAAGAUAUGAGGGUGGGGCGAUUCAAUGAAUUACAGUGUUGGAAGGCAAUGCUGAUACGUUUACGGUAGAUGUUACUACACUCCUGUGGUGUGUAAGGUAUAAUGUGCUUAUAUUACAUGUUUUCUGGUGGCACAUUGCCGAGAUGGAAUCCUAGACACAAAAUUGCCUGUUACCCCCAAAUGAGUAUGAUCAAAAUAUUGAAAACUAGUUCUAAGGACCCCAACAAGACUUACAGCUUCCAGUACUUGCCAGUGUAAGAAACUUGUUCUCUGUCUUCCAGCCCCUGCUUACAGUAAUGGAUUAAUGCUGACUCUAACUGGCCAAUUUAAUUACAUGCAAUGAAAGUGCUAAAGAAUGCCAGCACUGUGCAGCCACCUACAGUAUACAUUUUCCCUUGUACCCCAGUGCACAGGAUAACAUUGUAUCCAACAUUGCCAGUAUUGGAACUGCCCCCAUAAUGGAAGUUGCUAUAGAUAGAUGUAGCCAGCAAAGUCUUUUACAUUAUGGCAUUGCUAGCACUGAGGCUAUGACUAAAAGUGGAUUAAUAGAUUAUCUGUUAUAAAGGAAUAUAGCACCAGCUUCUUAUAUUCAUUACUGAAUAAUCAAGCAAGACUGUUGGAAUGCAUAAUGCUGGCAGAGUGCGUCUAUAAAUGUGGGUAAAGAAUGUAUAUUUUAUUUCCUAGGUUUGCUGCAUUGAUCAUGUCAGUGAGCAUGUAUUUAGAGAACUUCUGUAACGCUUGCUCUGCUUUGCACACUAGCAAAAUGUGUUUACCGCUUUGUUUGCAGUGCUAGUCGUUUGCUCAUUUUAGUCUAAUACAUUUGAUGAUAUGAAAGGCUCCUUAUAUAUUACCUGGAUAUUAUGUGUGCUAUAAUCUUCGUGUUUUCAGGCUGGGGAAGCAGUUACUUCUAUCUGAUAAAUGUACAGAAAGCAAUGUUGAUGGAGUAGCUUGAUAUGGGAUGCGGUCAAUAUACAGCCUGUCGGGAUCCCGGUGUUCAGGAUCCCGACAGGCGUGUAAAUGCUGACGCCCAGAAUCCCGACUGAAGCCCGGUAUUCCCCCUUGCGCGGUGGUCCACGCCACCACCCAAGGGAAAAUAGGAUUGUGGGCCCGAAGUGUGAAUCCCAGACAUAUCUAGCUCUGUCUGUUAGAGGAUUUGGUAAUUACACCCUGAUCAGUAUAAUUAAAACAUCUGUGUAGCUUCCUAUACGCUGGGCAUACAGUGUCACAUAAAAUACCUAACAGACAUUUUAUCUCACAGCCUGCAACAAUCAGACAUUAUGGCCACAAUACACUGAUAUCCCACAGUAAUGGCCACAUGAUAAUCUGUGUUCCUCCCCUGGGGAGGAGUCCUUUCCCCAUUCCGAUGAAGGAACAAGGGAAUUGUCGGCCGCUUGGGCAGGAGCAGCAUACACUGCAUGUUCGACAUGUACAGCAGAAUUAGAAUUUGCGUUAGGUUGCGACUACACACUAUAAUUAUUGGCCCGAUCGGCUGAUGACCUGCUAAUGUAUGCCCGAUAUUAAACUGUUGCAGAAUAAUUUGUGCCAUUGACUGACUAAAUGCAAAAUACACGUGCCAUUUAUAUAGCCUACAAUAGUGAUUCAAGGGAUGCAUAAGAUAUUUAUUUUGUACAAUUAACAGAACUGUAAACUUGCCAAUAAGAUAUUCAGCCAGACGUCUACCAUACACCAACUUUCUGCCAACCAUACAACUAGUUGGUUGCUGAAAUGAAAAUCUGGAUUGUAUGGUAGAAAAUGACAAUCAGCAGGUUGCUCCUAAACACUGGAAAACCGCCAAAAACUGUUUAUCUGACAAGUUGUCAAACAGAUUUAACCAACUUGAUGGAACAACUGUUUGCAUCUGUUUUCCUUCUUUGCUUCAAAAUGCUGAUUGUCAUUUGCCCCAAUACAUUACCAGAUUUUCAUACCAACUAGUUGGAUGGUUAGCGUAAAGUUGGUCUGAUGUAUGGUGUUUUUUUUUUUUUUGGAGUUAAAAAAAACCAUUGUCCGAUUUAUCAUUGCAGUAAAAUGUAAUGUCUUUUAUAUACAAAGUAUAAAGGGGAUGCGUUUGUAUGACAGGUGGUCAGGAGACCUCUGGUCACUUACCGAUGCCAGGAUCCCGAACCCUCAUUAUCCCGACGGUUGGCAUGCCGACCAACAGGGACUAUUCCCACUCCCAUAGAGUGGAAAUAGAACCUGUGGUGAGCGCAGCAAGCCCGCAAGGGGAUUCCUUGCACUCGCCCCCGCCGGCCAUCUAACAGCUGGGAUCCCUGCGUCGGAAUGGUGACCGCAGCUUCUUACUGUAUUUGUUAGUGCUGGGCUCAUUGUGGGACUUAAACAUUACUAGAGCUUCAAGGAAACAAUGUCCAUGGCUUGUUAGACCAGAUGAUUACUAGACAUUAAAAAGUGAAUGCUGUCUUUUAUGCCAGUCUCACCCAACAGAUAAAAUCUUUCUUG
This is a messenger RNA of Pseudophryne corroboree (corroboree frog), 7032 nucleotides long. It is a transcript of the gene MTMR8, whose product is annotated as myotubularin related protein 8. The record is from RefSeq and is a predicted model, not a curated record. Gene Ontology annotation, cellular component: membrane; nuclear envelope; cytoplasm. Bases 282 to 2183 code for a protein of 633 amino acids. Gene Ontology annotation, biological process: phosphatidylinositol dephosphorylation. Lineage: Eukaryota; Metazoa; Chordata; Amphibia; Anura; Myobatrachidae. The transcript is spliced from 14 exons. Gene Ontology annotation, molecular function: phosphatidylinositol-3-phosphate phosphatase activity; phosphatidylinositol-3,5-bisphosphate phosphatase activity.